UUGUCUCUGUUUAAACCUGUUUCACUAUUGGUUCAGCUUAGUGUGAAGGGCGGGAUUUCCGGCUGACAGUGGCCGGCUCUCUCCGGGGGUUCCGUCUCCUGUAUCUACUUGCUGGGAACCAGGGUUGCUGACAAAGUGCACACUUUACUACAACAUAUUCUUGAUUAACCCGGGAUUGAGUUUGGAAUGUCCACCCCUUCUGUUGUCUUAUGGAGGAAUAACUAGAACAGAAGAAGAAGUUGCAACACUGAAGGACUUUUAAAGGGGGGAAAAAUAAAAAAAAUAAAAAAAGAAAGGAAAGAUGUCUUCGAACAGAAGUCAAAACCCCCAUGGACUUAAACAGAUUGGCUUGGACCAGAUCUGGGAUGACCUGCGGGCCGGGAUCCAACAAGUUUACACCAGACAGAGUAUGGCCAAGUCCAGAUACAUGGAACUCUACACUCAUGUUUAUAACUACUGCACCAGUGUACACCAGUCUAACCAAGCACGUGGGGCAGGAGUACCACCGUCCAAAUCUAAAAAGGGUCAGACUCCUGGAGGAGCCCAGUUUGUUGGCCUAGAACUGUACAAGAGAUUAAAAGAGUUCUUGAAGAAUUAUUUGACGAAUCUCCUCAAGGAUGGAGAAGAUUUGAUGGAUGAGAGCGUACUAAAAUUUUACACACAGCAAUGGGAAGACUACCGGUUUUCGAGCAAAGUGUUGAAUGGGAUCUGCGCAUACCUCAAUCGGCACUGGGUUCGGCGUGAAUGUGACGAGGGCCGCAAAGGAAUAUAUGAAAUCUACUCACUUGCGUUAGUGACCUGGAGGGAUUGUCUCUUCAGACCUUUAAAUAAGCAGGUUACAAACGCAGUCUUGAAGUUGAUUGAGAAGGAGAGAAAUGGGGAAACCAUUAACACCAGACUUAUUAGUGGUGUAGUACAGUCUUAUGUUGAGUUAGGCUUGAAUGAAGAUGACGCCUUUGCCAAAGGCCCAACGCUAACCGUAUACAAAGAAUCCUUUGAAUCACAGUUCUUGACUGACACUGAGAGGUUCUAUACAAGAGAGAGCACAGAGUUUUUACAGCAGAACCCAGUCACAGAGUACAUGAAAAAGGCAGAAGCAAGGCUUUUGGAGGAGCAGCGCAGAGUACAAGUAUAUUUACACGAGAGCACACAGGAUGAGCUGGCUCGGAAAUGUGAACAAGUGCUCAUUGAAAAACACCUAGAAAUUUUCCACACAGAGUUUCAAAAUUUACUAGAUGCGGACAAAAAUGAAGAUUUAGGGAGGAUGUACAAUCUUGUAUCUCGAAUCCAGGAUGGCCUAGGGGAGCUUAAAAAACUUUUGGAAACGCACAUCCACAAUCAGGGACUUGCUGCCAUAGAAAAAUGUGGAGAAGCUGCACAGAAUGAUCCCAAAAUGUAUGUACAGACUGUUUUGGAUGUUCACAAAAAAUACAAUGCACUAGUUAUGUCUGCGUUUAACAACGAUGCUGGGUUUGUGGCGGCACUAGAUAAGGCUUGUGGUCGAUUUAUAAACAACAAUGCUGUGACAAAAAUGGCCCAAUCUUCCAGCAAGUCUCCAGAGCUGCUUGCCCGGUAUUGUGACUCUCUGUUAAAGAAAAGCUCCAAGAAUCCAGAGGAAGCAGAGCUGGAAGAUACACUUAACCAAGUGAUGGUGGUCUUCAAAUACAUAGAAGACAAGGAUGUGUUUCAGAAAUUCUAUGCAAAGAUGCUUGCAAAACGGUUGGUGCACCAAAACAGUGCAAGUGAUGAUGCAGAAGCAAGCAUGAUAUCCAAACUUAAGCAAGCCUGUGGUUUUGAGUAUACAUCGAAGCUACAGAGAAUGUUUCAAGACAUAGGUGUCAGUAAGGACCUGAAUGAACAAUUCAAAAAGCACUUGACCAACUCAGAGCCUCUAGACUUGGACUUCAGUAUACAGGUUCUCAGCUCUGGAUCUUGGCCUUUUCAGCAGUUCUGCACAUUUGCUUUACCCUCUGAGUUGGAACGCAGCUACCAGAGAUUUACAGCCUUUUAUGCCAGCCGACACAGUGGAAGGAAACUAACCUGGUUAUAUCAGUUAUCCAAAGGAGAGUUGGUCACCAAUUGUUUUAAAAACAGAUACACCUUACAGGCAUCUACAUUCCAGAUGGCGAUCUUGUUGCAGUAUAACACAGAAGAUGCCUACACUGUACAGCAACUGACAGACAGCACACAGAUAAAAAUGGAUAUCCUUGUGCAAGUUCUUCAAAUCCUGUUGAAGUCAAAGUUAUUGGUUUUAGAAGAUGAAAACGCAAAUGUUGACGAUGUGGAAUUAAAGCCUGAUAUCUUAAUAAAACUGUUCCUUGGCUAUAAAAAUAAGAAAUUAAGAGUGAACAUCAAUGUGCCAAUGAAAACAGAGCAGAAGCAGGAACAAGAAACAACACAUAAGAAUAUAGAGGAAGACAGAAAACUUUUGAUCCAGAAAUGCAUCGACAUUCUUAUAGAAAAAGAAUACCUGGAACGUGUAGACGGAGAAAAGGACACCUACAGUUACUUGGCUUAAAUAACAAUUUUUAUACAUAUAUUUAGCAAUUGCCCGAGUGGUAAACUUCAUAUGUGUGGCACUCUGCAGAUACUAAAAGAAUGUGAUGAAAGGAAUGGAAAAACCAACUGAACUUUAUAGGAUACAACUUUGCUGCCAUGAUGUGGUCAUUUUCAUUUUAUGAGCAUGAGGAACAGGACUCCCAAAAGCCAGCCUCAGAUUUACAUCUAAACAGCUCAGGACUGAUAACAUUUCAAGCAUGUAAAUAUGAAAAUACGGACAACACCCUUUAACUUAAGAGCGGAGCCUGUACCUAAACAGAAGUUUGCAUGCUACCACAUCCUUUCCUUAAAUCAGCACAUUCUGGCUGUACGAGCUAGAGUUGACAAUGAAUAUGGCCCCUAGAUAUUUUGGCAGCACACUUAUUAAAAAAAAAAAAAAAACUGUUUGAAUGGACAUGUUGUAAUCUGCUUUGAAAACCCAUUUGUAUAGUGUGUUUCAUUUUUUUAAUGUGUUAAAAAUAAAACAAAAAAAAUAUCAAAUGGAUUUCUGUACAAGUUGCAUUGGGUUUUUUUGUUUAAAAUUUUCUUCCUAAAUCUAUGUAAAUAAAAAGAUACAUUUAUGAAACUUGA
Molecule: messenger RNA, 3129 nt
Organism: Bombina bombina (fire-bellied toad)
Lineage: Eukaryota; Metazoa; Chordata; Amphibia; Anura; Bombinatoridae
Gene: CUL1
Product: cullin 1
Exons: 21
Coding region: 302-2518 (738 amino acids)
Biological process (GO): protein ubiquitination; SCF-dependent proteasomal ubiquitin-dependent protein catabolic process
Cellular component (GO): SCF ubiquitin ligase complex
Molecular function (GO): ubiquitin protein ligase binding
Source: RefSeq, a predicted model, not a curated record